This is a messenger RNA of Cadophora gregata, 666 nucleotides long. RefSeq lists its product as uncharacterized. The record is from RefSeq and is a predicted model, not a curated record. The transcript is spliced from 2 exons. Lineage: Eukaryota; Fungi; Ascomycota; Leotiomycetes; Helotiales; Ploettnerulaceae. The coding region runs from base 1 to 579 and encodes 192 amino acids.
AUGACGUUCCGACAAGAACUCGGCAGCUGGGCGUUUCCCAGCUCUGUCAGUACAUCUCCAGUCCCUGAACUCGGGACCAAAGCACCUUCGACAUCGGAGCUCUCCUUGUCAGGUACGGAUGGAAAACCAACAAUAAUUACAUUCCUUCGACAUUGUGGCUGUCCCUUUGCCGAAAAGACAUUCCUCAGCCUCCGCGACCUCUCCUUGAGAGAUACAUCGAAGAAAUACAUAGCAGUGUCUCACUCAUCCAACUCUGCGACCAUGACCUGGCUCGAAUCCGUAGGCGGCAAAGGCAAUGUGCGAGUUGUCGUCGAUGAGGAACGAGAGCUGUACGGGGACUGGGGCUUGGGUGUGUCUAGUACAUGGCAUGUCUUAAAUCCGUGGUCUUUAUACGCGGUCUAUGCGCUUGGGAAGAAGGAAGGAAUCUGGAACAAGCCUACCGAGAGCGGGACAAGAUGGCAAACGAGCGGUAGCUUUGCUAUAAGUGAGGCUGGCACAAUUAAAUGGGUUGCAGUUUCCAAGGCUGCGGAUAACCUACCAGACUUUGAGGAGGCAGUGUAUGCAGUGAGUGGUGCUUGACAUGUACCGCAACUGAGGGUUACGUGUAUGAACGUGAAGACUCUAUUGCCCCAGAGGCAUUAAUCAGGUCGAAAAUGGUCCUAUCGG